GUGUGCAGAGGAUGCGACCUGCUGGUGACCGCGCGCACAGGGAAGUGAGAUGCAUGGAAUUGAGACAUGACACUGAGAUCCGUUUAAAUCCCAACAGUUUUGUUUAUUUGUGACUUGCCUCCGGUCCAUAGACUGUAUCUGGUCCCGUUACUCCGGACUGAAGGAACAUAUUCACUGAGGGAUGGGUGCGUUCCAGUCCUCACCUGGUCAACCAGAGUACGUUGAUCUGAAGGAAAAGACGGGCUUUUCAAUUUCGCAGAUCAGAGUCCUACAUACAAGGUUCAAGCUGUUGGGCCACAAUGGGGAAACUUUGAAGAGGGAUCAUUUCAAUAGCAUCCCAGAUCUGGCAUGCAAUCCCAUCCGCUCGCAGAUAAUAGAGGCCUUCUUCGACAGAAGAAACUUUCGGCAGAAUGGCGAGGGCCCUGUGGAUGAGAUCCACUUUGAGGAGUUUCUGAUGGUCAUGUCCCAUUUCAAGGCCCCAUCGCCACGCAUGAUAGAGGAGCGUGAGAGCGUCAGGAGGGAGAAACUGAGAUUUAUAUUCAACAUGCAUGACACAGACGACGAUGGGACGAUAACCCUCGAGGAGUACAGACAUGUGAUCGACGAGCUACUAUCUCUCACCGAGGACCUAGGGAAGGACACAGCCAAAGACAUUGCUGAUGCUGCCAUGAGGGAAGUGGCCAGUACUUCAAUGGCUCACAUGGAACCUGAUGAAUUCUUCGAGGGAAUCACAUUUGAGCACUUCCUUAAGCUGCUGAAAGGCUUUGAGAUUGAGUUAAAAAUGAAUGUUCACUUUUCAAUAAUGGACACCCCAACGUUUUGUAAGUGAGGUUGGUACACUGCACUAUGCAGAGACUUUGGGAACACUCUGGAAGCUCUUUAUAAUGAUUUCACUAUUUGUUACUAGUUUUUAGUUUAUUGCUUGCAUGGAAAAAUAUGCCUUAAUUAUGUUUGAAUAAUGAUGUAGAUUCAAUGAAUAUAAAGAUAUAGUAGAAAUGGUCAAUUUCAUUGUAAGCAAUAAUAUGAGAUAAUAAGUCUACUAACUCUGCAUGAAAGUAGUUGGACUAAGCAAUAAUCGAAUAUCAAUGUCCGACUCUAUGCAUGCAAAUAUUGAUGCUCAAAAGACUUGAAAGAGUUAAUGCCAUAAAUCAAUAAUAUUAAUAAUCAGGGAUAUAGAGAUGUAUAUGUAAAAUAUAUUUAUAUUUGUCUUAUAAUAGCAAUACAACAUUGAAAUGCCUUUCACAAGUAUGAUCCUCAGUGCAUGCUCUGCACACUACAUUUGCACAAUAAAAACCCCAUGAACCGUAUUCCAGUUAAUGGUGCGCCUUCCUGCUAAAAAGGAAAUGGGAGUGCUGGCAUGCGAGUUAAAAUGCCUGCUGGCAUUAUCUGAUCGAAGAAUGAACAAGGACUUCAUGAUUCACCUCAAAAAGAUAAUUUUGACUUUUUAAGACCACACAUAUGAUGAAAAGUCAUAGAUAUUUUAAUAUCAGGAGUUUGAAUAACUUUAUACUGUAUGAGAAUUUAACAUUUCAAGCCAAACUUAAGCGAACAAUGCUUGAUUCAACAGCUACCACCAGUUACCUUUAACUCCAUUGCUUUGGGGUGAUUGUUAUACACAAAGUCAUCUCAUACACAACUUUUUGAAAAUAAUAAAUAUGAAAGCAUUGUAAUAAUCUUAAAAGUGCAUUAUAAAUGGGAAGCUGGUUAUGAGAGUGUAAACGUUACGCAAUGACAACAACAACCCCAGUGUGUGAUUCUGGCUGCAGUCAAGCUCAAACUGUGACUAUCAAUAAAAUAAGCUUUCACUUGUACCUGUUUAUAUGUUGUGGUUAAUAGGUAUUGAGUCUUGUCGUGUGCUUGUUGUUUACUAAUACUGCAUGUUUGAACAUGUUUUCAUAUUUCUAGUGAAUGCUAAAUUAUUGACCGUCUUGAAUGUUUAAAGAUAGCCAUCAGCACUUCUGAUGCUCAAUGUAUUCAGUCGUGGCUGUAUACUGCCCCCCACAGGUCAAAACAUGUAAAGCAUGUUAAAGGAUGAACCUGAUGACCUGAUUCAAUACAUGUGUUUGUGUAAUUUCUCCAGUCGGUACAUUACCUCAUGAAUAAUGUUUAAUGUGGAGCUUUCAUCGGAUACAUGUUUGUUCAUUGUUUUGACGAUGAUUAUCAUUUGAAUUAUUAGCUGUCAUGUCCAGUCCUUGUCACUGAUUCCUUUACUUUGUAAACCAUCCAUAUUUUUGCAAUAAAAUACAACACAUGUGUUUCAGAAUUCUAA
Molecule: messenger RNA, 2269 nt
Organism: Gymnodraco acuticeps
Lineage: Eukaryota; Metazoa; Chordata; Actinopteri; Perciformes; Bathydraconidae
Gene: tescb
Product: tescalcin b
Exons: 8
Coding region: 182-829 (215 amino acids)
Molecular function (GO): calcium ion binding
Source: RefSeq, a predicted model, not a curated record